This is a messenger RNA of Grammomys surdaster, 1240 nucleotides long. RefSeq names its product probable alcohol sulfotransferase. The transcript is spliced from 7 exons. The record is from RefSeq and is a predicted model, not a curated record. Bases 75 to 1007 code for a protein of 310 amino acids. NCBI's taxonomy places the organism in Eukaryota, Metazoa, Chordata, Mammalia, Rodentia, Muridae. Gene Ontology annotation, biological process: sulfation. Gene Ontology annotation, molecular function: sulfotransferase activity. Gene Ontology annotation, cellular component: cytoplasm.
UCUCAGCAUUUGCUAUAAGCUGAAGAGGUGGCCAGGGCUGGAAUCUUAGCAGCACCUACAAAGAGCUAUUCAAGAUGCCAGACUAUAAUUGGUUUGAAGGAAUAGCUUUUCCUGCCAUAGGGUUUCAAAAAGAAGUUGUGGAAGAUGUUCGUAAUAAGUUUGUGUUGAAAGAAGAAGACUUGAUCAUAUUGACUUACCCAAAGUCAGGAACGAACUGGCUGAUUGAGAUUGUCUGCUUGAUUCAGACCAAGGGAGAUCCCACGUGGAUCCAAUCUGUGCCCAUCUGGGAGCGUGCCCCCUGGAUAGAGACUGAUAUAGGAUAUCCUGUAUUAAAACAUAAAGAAGGACCACGACUCAUGAGCUCCCAUCUUCCUAUCCAUCUAUUCCCCAAGUCUCUCUUCAGUUCCAAGGCCAAGGCUAUCUAUCUCAUCAGAAAUCCCAGAGAUGUUCUUGUUUCUGGUUAUUUUUUCUGGGGUAAGACAAGCCUUGUGAAGAAUCCAGAGUCAAUGGGGACUUAUUUUGAAUGGUUCCUGAAAGGCAAUGUGUUAUAUGGAUCAUGGUUUGAACACAUCCGUGGCUGGCUGUCCAUGAGAGAAGGGGACAACUUCCUGGUACUGUACUAUGAAGAGAUGCAAAAGGAUACAAAGGGAACCAUAAAGAAGAUCUGUGACUUUCUAGGGAAAAAAUUAGACCCUGAUGAGCUGGAUCUAGUCCUCAAGUACAGCUCCUUCAAAGUCAUGAAAGAAAACAACAUGUCCAAUUUUAGUACCAUCGACCAAGAUUUGUUUCCUAAUGGCUUGAACCUCCUGAGAAAAGACUCAAGAAAAAUAUCUUUUAUUGUCUCUGGAGACCUGCCUUGUCAGCAUUACCUGGAAGACUCAAUCAUUCAAGUAGGCACAACUGGGGACUGGAGGAAUCACUUCACAGUAGCCCAAGCUGAAGCCUUUGAUAAAAUAUUCCAGGAGAAAAUGGCUGGAUUCCCUCCAGGGAUGUUCCCAUGGAACUAAGUUUUCAAAAAUUUAAAUAUUAUAUGAACACUAAUGUGUAUGUUCCUGUUGUUCUAUAUGUGAAUAACUGAAUGUGGUCAUAAAAUAAAUCCUAUUGUGGAAUUGUGAAUGUAAUUUUUUAAAACAUAGAGUUACUAAUACUACUAUAUGAACACUGAUGUUUACAUUUCUGUUGCUAUGUAUGUGAAUAACUGAAUGUGGUCAUAGAAUAAAUCCUGUUGUUUAAUUGUGAA